GGGCGGGUUUGGCUGGCUCUGAUUCCAAGAGGCAGUAGAGACCUAACUGGGGACUGCUUCGGUCCUGAUUACGGGGAAUCUCUAGGCAGGGUUUGGUUAGGCCAGAAGGGGGGACGUCUGGCAUCCGCUGAGCUUGAAGGGCCAGAUUAGGGGAGGGAGGGAGGGAUCGGGACUGUGUGGAGCGUCUUGGGACUGUGCGCCUGGGGAGGGUUAGGAACUGGACCAGGGCAGGAGGCCGCCGGGACCUGGCGGAGCUUGAGAGCCGGAUUUCGGGAGAAGGGAAAUCUUCAGGGACCGUGCCUCUACCAGGGAGACCACGGGGGCCGGGGCGCUAUCACGGUCUGGGGCGGGGCCCCUGGAUGUGGAGGCGUCUGGGCCCUCGCCCCACCGCUGCGAGGGAGGCGGAAGCCUUAGGGCUCGCAGCCGGGGUCGGCAGCAAGGGCCGCCCUGGGACGAGGGCUCUGCGCUGGGCCCGAUGAGGAUCCGGCGGGCCCCGUCGCCGCCGCCCGUGGCCCGCUUCCACAUCCCCCCUCCCGCGCUCCCGAGCCCGCGGCUGCGCGGCCGAGGAUGGCGCAGCUGGCGGGGACCCCGCACUUGGGCGGGCGUGGAUCGGCGGCCUCCUCCCGUCCGUCGAGGACGCUCCCGUCGGCAUGCGACUAUAGCGGCCUCAGGAGCUCAACCUGGGUCUAACACCGAGCCCCAGAGACCCAGCGCUGACCCUGGCCCCUACCCCCGCAGCUCGCCUUGCGCCAUGGACUGGCAGCCAGAUGAGCAGGGCCUGCAGCAGGUCCUGCAGCUGCUCAAAGACUCGCAGUCGCCCAACACGGCCACGCAGCGCAUCGUGCAGGACAAACUCAAACAACUCAACCAAUUUCCUGACUUCAACAACUACCUGAUCUUCGUCCUAACCAGACUCAAGUCAGAAGAUGAGCCAACUCGUUCUCUCAGCGGCCUCAUCCUUAAGAACAACGUGAAGGCACAUUACCAGAGCUUCCCGCCACCUGUGGCUGACUUCAUCAAACAGGAGUGUCUAAACAACAUUGGCGAUGCCUCCUCGCUCAUUAGAGCCACCAUCGGCAUUCUCAUCACCACCAUCGCUUCCAAGGGUGAGCUGCAGAUGUGGCCUGAGCUACUGCCCCAGCUGUGCAACCUGCUCAACUCGGAGGAUUACAACACUUGUGAGGGAGCCUUCGGAGCCCUGCAGAAGAUCUGUGAAGACUCCUCAGAGCUUUUGGACAGUGAUGCCCUUAACAGGCCCCUGAACAUUAUGAUACCCAAGUUCUUGCAGUUCUUCAAGCACUGUAGCCCCAAGAUCCGGUCCCAUGCCAUUGCCUGCGUGAACCAGUUCAUCAUGGACCGGGCCCAGGCACUCAUGGACAACAUUGAUACCUUUAUUGAGCACCUGUUUGCCCUGGCCGUGGAUGAUGACCCUGAGGUACGGAAGAACGUGUGCCGCGCCCUGGUGAUGCUUCUGGAAGUGCGGAUUGACAGGCUUAUCCCCCAUAUGCACAGCAUUAUCCAGUAUAUGCUGCAGAGGACCCAGGACCACGACGAGAACGUGGCUCUCGAAGCUUGUGAGUUCUGGCUGACGCUGGCUGAGCAGCCCAUCUGCAAGGAAGUCCUGGCCUCCCAUCUGGUCCAGCUGAUCCCUAUCCUGGUAAAUGGGAUGAAGUACUCAGAAAUUGACAUCAUCUUGCUCAAGGGGGACGUGGAGGAGGAUGAGGCAGUCCCUGACAGCGAGCAGGACAUCAAGCCACGCUUCCACAAGUCACGCACAGUGACGCUGCCCCAUGAGGCUGAGCGACCUGAUGGUUCUGAAGAUGCAGAGGAUGACGAUGAUGACGAUGCUCUGUCUGACUGGAAUCUGAGGAAGUGCUCAGCAGCUGCACUGGAUGUCCUUGCCAAUGUCUUCCGGGAAGAACUGCUGCCCCACCUACUCCCCCUACUCAAGGGCCUCCUCUUCCACCCCGAGUGGGUGGUCAAGGAGUCGGGCAUCCUGGUGCUGGGCGCCAUUGCUGAGGGCUGCAUGCAGGGCAUGGUGCCCUACCUGCCCGAGCUGAUCCCGCACCUUAUCCAGUGCCUGUCAGACAAGAAGGCCCUGGUCCGCUCCAUCGCCUGCUGGACGCUGAGCCGCUAUGCCCACUGGGUGGUCAGCCAGCCACCCGACAUGCAUCUCAAGCCUCUGAUGACAGAACUGCUGAAACGAAUCCUGGAUGGCAACAAGAGGGUGCAGGAGGCAGCCUGCAGUGCCUUCGCCACUCUGGAAGAGGAGGCCUGCACGGAGCUGGUGCCCUACCUCAGCUACAUCCUGGACACCCUUGUCUUUGCCUUUGGCAAAUACCAGCACAAGAACCUGCUCAUCCUCUAUGAUGCCAUCGGCACCCUGGCUGACUCCGUGGGCCACCACCUCAACCAGCCGGAGUACAUCCAGAAGCUGAUGCCCCCACUGAUCCAGAAGUGGAAUGAGCUCAAGGAUGAGGACAAGGACCUCUUCCCCCUGCUGGAGUGCCUGUCGUCUGUGGCCACCGCCUUGCAGAGUGGCUUCCUACCCUACUGUGAGCCCGUCUAUCAGCGUUGUGUCACCCUGGUGCAGAAGACACUGGCGCAGGCCAUGAUGUACACGCAGCAUCCGGAACAGUAUGAGGCUCCUGACAAGGACUUCAUGAUCGUGGCGCUGGACCUGCUCAGUGGCCUGGCUGAGGGUCUAGGUGGCCAUGUGGAGCAGUUGGUGGCCCGAAGCAACAUCAUGACGCUGCUCUUCCAGUGCAUGCAGGACUCGAUGCCCGAGGUCCGGCAGAGCUCCUUCGCCCUCCUGGGAGAUCUCACCAAAGCCUGCUUCAUCCACGUCAAACCCUGUAUUGCCGAGUUCAUGCCCAUUCUGGGCACCAACCUGAACCCCGAGUUCAUCUCUGUCUGCAACAAUGCCACCUGGGCCAUCGGGGAGAUCUGCAUGCAUAUGGGGGCAGAGAUGCAGCCCUAUGUGCAAAUGGUCCUCAACAACCUGGUGGAGAUCAUUAACCGACCUAACACACCCAAGACUCUGCUGGAAAACACAGCCAUCACCAUCGGCCGCCUGGGCUAUGUGUGCCCACAGGAAGUGGCACCCAUGCUGCAGCAGUUCAUCCGUCCUUGGUGCACAUCCCUCAGGAACAUUAGGGACAAUGAGGAGAAGGACUCAGCCUUCCGAGGCAUCUGCAUGAUGAUUGGUGUCAACCCAGGGGGUGUCGUGCAGGACUUUAUUUUCUUCUGCGAUGCUGUAGCCUCCUGGGUGAGCCCGAAGGAUGACCUUCGGGACAUGUUUUAUAAGAUUCUCCACGGCUUCAAAGACCAAGUGGGGGAGGAGAACUGGCAGCAGUUCUCCGAGCAGUUUCCGCCGCUGCUCAAAGAGAGGCUGGCGGCCUUCUAUGGGGUCUAGGCAAACUUGGAGACUGCCAGGUUUCUGUCUGCGUUGUCGUCGGAGGGAUUGCUGGGGAGCACGCCGCGUCCAGAAGUCGCUGUGCCCUUGUCGAGGGGGGUUAGGGAGGAGUGAGUGGGACCCAAAUCCAGACGCCUUCCCCGUCUGUCCGUCCACCCACCUGCCCUGCAGGGCUUGUCUGGCCGGCAAGCGGUCAGGUGGCUGGGCCCUCCACGCUCAUCCUGCAAACGGGGAGGGGGGUGGGACUUCUGGCGGGCAGAGGCCCCUGGGCUCUAAUGGGGUCAUCUCCGGCAGCCCACUUGGGCCAGCUACGUGGGAGGGAGGAAUCCACACGGCCGACCAAAUCCGGCUUCGGAUGAGGCAAGGGGGAAGCAGGCGGGGAGGGGGGCCCUUGUAGGGACACGUAAACUCACAUGGACACACACGUGGCCACACGCAUGUGCGGGCGCUGUAGCUGGUGAGGCUGGGCCAGUCGCCCCACCAUUUCCCCGACUGCAUGGAGACAGUAGAAUUAGUGAACCCCUGAGUUAACCCGUAAGGCCUUCCGUGUAACCUGCAUCUAGAGUUUAAGAAGCUUCUGCUGUUUUGCCGGAAUUGGCGGUGACUGGGGAGGGCUGGGUGGGUAGGGGGCCUUAGCUGGGACCCCAGGGCGGGGGGAGGAGGAUGGCUGCCUUGGGGCCGCCCUGUCAGCACGUGCACGCUUGGGACCUGCUCCGCACACUUCCUGCCAGCUUUGUGGCAGCCUCAGCCAGUGUGUCUUUGUCCUUGUCCUAGCUCAGCCAGUAGGGUAGGGACCCUUGGAGUGGCUGGGGUUGGCUGGAAGUCGCCUUUCUCUCCCCUGUGCUCCAGCGGCUUUUGAUGUGCCGGGUUGGGACCUUUUUCCUGAAGAGAGCUGGGGACAGCCAGAACUGCUGGCACCCACCCCCUGCAUCUCUCUCUGUAGGCAGCUUUGGGGGCAGUCCAUUUCUCUGCUUCUGAGAGCCCCCUCAUAUUUCAGGCCCGAGUUCUAACUUUAAGGCUCAGGCAGGGGCACUGAAUUGAUGACAGGAUGAAGGCUUAUGCUCUGCCAGGAAGAAGGAAGCCAAAGGGUUUGGGAGAGGGGAAGGGAGCGUGCCCCCUGUCUCCCACUCCUUCACGUUGGGACUUCCUGUUCAUCACAGUGCCCAGUGGGCCCUGAGAUCCCACCAGAUGGGGGCAGUGAUUCUAGGGAAUCUUCUGGGAUUGGUUGGGGAUGUGGUUCAAGGUGGGAGGGGCUCCUCUAGUUAGGGAGAAGCCACAGUUACUUCCCAGUUGGCUAGGAAACUGGGCCCUGCAGCCCCCUUAACAUUGUUUUCCUUUUUUUCCUUCCUGCUUUCUAAUUCUUUGGGGGCCCCUUAUGUCUUGGGGUUUGACUGGAGUUCCACAUCCAGGGGCCUGUUCCAUGCAUUCUUCUUGGGCCCUGGUUCCCAUCCCUUUCCUAGCCCUGUGUCUUCUCACAGUCAGGGUCUGGCCCUGCCUCUAUUUCCAAGGGGCACUCAGUGCACAUUCCAUAACUCAGCUGAGUUUCCCCCACUGUGAAACUCGAGCAGGUCUCUAGAAGCCAUUUGUAAAAAGAAAAAAAAAUUUUUUAAACCUUUUUAUUUUCUGGUAAUUCCAGUUAUUUGAAGCAUCCUCUGCAGGGUCUUGGGGUGUGUGGAUGGACUGGCUGUCUUGAUGGGAUUGGUAACCCCUCUCCACCCAAGAUGGGGUGCUCCAAACACCUUCAGGGAGGGGGAGCCUGGUUUUUCUUUUUUUUUUUCCUUUUUUUUUUUAAAGAAAGCUAUUUAAUUUUUUAUUUAUUUUUGGUUGGUUUUUGCACAACGAAGUUUCAGCUUCUCAACCUUCUCCCCUGCCGAGGGCUGCGGACGCAGACUGGCUUUGAUCCGCAGUCCUCUCCACGUUUCUGAGUCCCUCCUUCAUUCCUUAUCCUCUUCUGCGGGCUCCCGGGUCUGUCCAUUUGUUAACGUGCCGUGCUGGGGAUUGGCGCCAAGGUGGCGUGAGAUUCCACUUGUGUAGAACUUUGUUGAGUAAAGAUCAGUUUCUUGUGA
This is a messenger RNA of Carlito syrichta (Philippine tarsier), 5481 nucleotides long. RefSeq names its product transportin 2 (gene TNPO2). The transcript is spliced from 24 exons. Lineage: Eukaryota; Metazoa; Chordata; Mammalia; Primates; Tarsiidae. Gene Ontology annotation, molecular function: nuclear import signal receptor activity; small GTPase binding. Gene Ontology annotation, biological process: protein import into nucleus. The coding region runs from base 476 to 3415 and encodes 979 amino acids. Gene Ontology annotation, cellular component: cytoplasm; nucleus. The record is from RefSeq and is a predicted model, not a curated record.